AACAACGAAGUAGCGGCAGCAGCAGCAACAGCAGCAGCAGGCACGGUGCCAACAGUACUGUUGAUUGAAACGAAAGGAGAAGUCCUCAUCGUAUCGCAAAUUGCAGUGCUUCGCAGAUCGGUGAAAGUGCACGGGUGCACACGCGAGUGCUUUGAAUUAACACGUCGUCGUCGUCGUCGUCAUUGGGAACGAAACGACCUAAUAAACCAGGCAUACCUCAAAAUUGUGACUAGUGACUUGCACCCAAGUGCUAAACCAGAUCAGAAUGUCUUCAUCCGACAACAGUCAACCUCAGCCUCCUCGCGUCAUCCAACCGUCAGCAGCUCCGGUUGUGAAAGAAGGCUGGCUAUAUAAACGCGGUGAGCAUAUUAAGAACUGGCGCUCGCGUUAUUUCAUCCUGCGCGAUGACGGAACACUGGUCGGCUACAAGAACCGCCCGGAUGCAUCGUUCCAAGCGGAACCAUCCAAUAAAUUCACCGUUCGAGGCUGCCAGAUCAUGUCUGUUGAUAGGCCACGACCGUUCACUUUCAUUAUCCGUGGCCUACAGUGGACCACUGUCAUCGAACGAAUGUUUCACGUCGAAGAAGAACGAGAACGCCAGGAAUGGGUCGAAGCAAUCCGGAGCGUAGCCAAUCGACUGACCGAAGAAGAAGCCUACCAAGGUUCCCAGUCUAACGAAGACGUAGAGAUGGCCUCCAUCGCCGAAGAUGAACUGUUGACAGAAAAGUUUUCAGUUCAGGGCACAUCAACUGGAAAAAUCAGUGGCAAGAAGAAAGUGACACUGGAAAAUUUCGAGUUUUUAAAAGUACUUGGCAAGGGAACCUUCGGCAAGGUGAUUCUGUGUCGCGAAAAAACAACCGCCAAACUGUAUGCCAUCAAAAUUCUGAAGAAAGAGGUCAUUGUACAGAAGGACGAAGUCGCUCACACGAUGGCAGAGAAUCGCGUACUCAAAAAGACCAACCACCCUUUCCUAAUAUCAUUAAAAUAUUCAUUUCAAACGGUGGACCGUCUGUGCUUCGUGAUGCAAUACGUCAACGGAGGGGAGCUGUUCUUUCAUCUCAGUCGCGAACGCGUUUUCACCGAAGAUAGGACCAGAUUCUACGGCGCUGAAAUCAUAUCGGCACUUGGCUAUCUACAUUCACACGAAAUCGUCUACCGUGAUUUGAAGCUGGAGAAUCUCUUGCUGGACAAAGAUGGUCACAUCAAAAUAGCCGACUUUGGCCUCUGCAAGGAACAGAUCACCUACGGACGCACUACGAAGACUUUCUGUGGCACACCGGAAUACCUAGCGCCCGAAGUGCUGGAAGAUAACGACUAUGGUCUCGCCGUGGAUUGGUGGGGUACCGGGGUGGUGAUGUAUGAAAUGAUGUGUGGAAGGCUACCAUUCUACAAUCGUGACCAUGAUAUUCUGUUCACGUUAAUUCUGAUGGAAGAGGUUAAAUUUCCCCGAAAUAUCAGUCCCAACGCGAGAGAUCUGCUUGCCGGUCUACUGAUGAAACAACCUAGAGACCGUCUCGGUGGCGGACCGAAUGACGCCAAAGCGAUCAUGGUGCAUCCGUUUUUCUCGAGCAUUAACUGGACCGAUCUUGUGCAGAAACGUAUACCGCCUCCCUUCAAACCGCAGGUAUCGUCCGAUACUGAUACUUGUUACUUUGAUUCGGAAUUCACCGGCGAAAGCGUUGAGCUGACACCACCGGACAACGCUAGGCCUUUGGGGGCUAUCCAAGAAGAACCACAUUUCUCACAGUUCAGCUACCAGGAUAUGGCAUCUACUCUGAAUACGCCGUCGUUUAUCAACAACUCGAAUAGCUACGUAUCGAUGCAGUGAAACCGUCGAGCGGAUGAUGAAGCUGUGUGCUACAAUCGACUCGGCAGUAAACGCGACUUAUGCUCUUCGGGGUAUCCAAAAUCGCUAACACCAUCGCAUGUAGGAACAAUACAUGGGAGUAAGCGUUUCUGCCGUCGCAAAGCGUUCGGAAUCGUGUGGAUUUGCUACGUAAACCAGGUGGACCUUUUCGCGUUGAGAUUUUUGUUUUGCAGUUCGGGAGUGAUAAGAGGUCAAAGUGCAGAAUUACUUAGUUACGGUAACACAAACAAGCAUAGGUUUUGAAUAGCAAAGCAGAAGCGUCAAUAGCUACUACAACUACUGUCAAAUAUUACCGACAACUACAACACCACAGAGGAUGAGACAAUGGUCCUGAAACGGGCCGAACCCGCAGCAAAGCAAAGCCCAGCAAUAGACCGGUUUAUUUUCAGGUAACGCUAGCCACAACCACAAAACAAACACGAAACAGGUGCAAUCGCAAAGCGGUCACAUUCACAAUAGGACCCAGCAAUAGCCCGGAUGUUGAAACACAACCGGAAGGCUUUUGAAGCCCAGUGUUGAAUCAACAAACUAACCCAUUCCAUACUCCCUUCAUUCGAUGACGAAAAACAAAUCCAACAAAACCAUUCUAUAGCUACACGCAUAUGACGUAUAAAUUAGAAAACAAAACAUAACAAACCAUACACAACCUCCC
Messenger RNA from Ochlerotatus camptorhynchus, 2519 nucleotides. It is a transcript of the gene Akt, whose product is annotated as Akt kinase. Gene Ontology annotation, cellular component: cytoplasm; nucleus. The coding region runs from base 266 to 1828 and encodes 520 amino acids. The record is from RefSeq and is a predicted model, not a curated record. Gene Ontology annotation, molecular function: protein serine/threonine kinase activity; ATP binding. The transcript has 5 exons. Gene Ontology annotation, biological process: protein phosphorylation. Lineage: Eukaryota; Metazoa; Arthropoda; Insecta; Diptera; Culicidae.